Messenger RNA from Gilbertella persicaria, 1613 nucleotides. Its product is annotated as cytochrome P450. The transcript has 8 exons. Bases 51 to 1604 code for a protein of 517 amino acids. The record is from RefSeq and is a predicted model, not a curated record. Lineage: Eukaryota; Fungi; Mucoromycota; Mucoromycetes; Mucorales; Choanephoraceae. Gene Ontology annotation, molecular function: monooxygenase activity; iron ion binding; oxidoreductase activity, acting on paired donors, with incorporation or reduction of molecular oxygen.
GCAUAUCAUUUUGUUUUUUUUAAAAAAAAAAAAAAAAACUUACACUAAUCAUGGAUUACGAUAAAGCGCUUGGCCAAAUUGAACAAGCAACUCAACAUACGCUUGAAUAUUUAUCAAACAGAGCCAAUUUGGAAAAGAUUGGAAAGAUUACUGCUAUUUCAUUAGCUACCUAUGUCACUUUAAAUAAAUUAUAUGACGCUUUCUUGGGCCCACUCAGUCAUAUCCCCGGUCCUUUCUAUACAAGAUUCUUUAAAGCUCCUAACUUUGUGCUUGACAGACCUGCAGGCACAGCUUACAAAAAAUUCAAACAAUAUCAUGAAAAAUACGGAGACAUUGUCCGUUUGGGUCCUGAUAGAGUUGCUAUUGGUGAUAAAGACAUGAUCAAGCAAGUCUUGGUGACUGAAGAUCUUAAGAAGGGCCCUGUCUACAAAGUGUUUAGCAAAAACAAAGAUCCAACCUUAUUUAGUACCAGAGAUCAUGUUUGGCACAAACAAAGAAGAAGAAUCGUUUCUCCUGCCUUUUCUAUUAAAUAUCUUAAUUCAAUGGAACCCUUCAUGACUUCUGUGACUGAAUCUUUAAUCAACAAGGUCGAUAAGGAAAUCAUGGAAGAACAUGAUCAAGAGGGUUAUGGUGCAGUUGAUAUCUGGAGUUUGAUGCAACGUCUUGCUUUGGAUGUCAUUGGUGAAACUGCUUUUGGUCAAACAUUCAAUAUGAUUGAAGACCCUACUCAUUUUGUACCUAAAGCUAUUGGCGAAGAAUUAAAAGCAAAUGCUAUCAGUGCUCUCUAUCCUUGGCUGUCCAAGUUAUUUAUCAAGUCCUCAGAUCAAAUCAAUCCUGAUUUAAGAAACUUCUUGACAGAUGUGAUCAAUGAUCGUUUAAAGAGUACAGCAGAAAAGCGUAGUGAUAUUCUUCAGUUCCUCAUCAACUCUCAAGAAGCCCAAGAUCAACAAGACAGAUUGACUUCAGAAGCCAUCAUGACUGAAACCGUCUUGUUCUUGAUUGCUGGAUCAGAAACGACCAGUAAUACCAUUGGUUUUGCUUUCCACGAACUUUUAAAGUAUCCCAACAAGCUCAAGAAGCUGUAUGAAGAAAUUGAUGCUAUUCCUAUGAAAGAAGGUCAAAAAGUAUUUGAGCAUGAACAAUUGAAGCAUUUGCCUUACUUGAAUGCUGUGAUUAAUGAAACAUUACGUAUUGAUGCUGUUGCUACCAGUGGUCUUGAAAGAAUCACAGAUAAGCCUGUUGUUUUGGGAGACAGAUUAGCUCUUCCUAAAGAUAUUGUUGUUGUCUGUAGUCUCUAUCAUACACAAACAGAUGAAAAACACUGGCCUCAUCCUUGGGAAUUCAAGCCUGAAAGAUGGCUUGCUGAAUCAAACACGGAAGCAAGCCAUUUGGAUGCCUUCUUCCCAUUCAGUUCAGGUUCUAGAAACUGUAUUGGUAAGAACUUUGCUCUUCAAGAAAUGAGAAUUUCUAUUGCUACCUUUUUGAAGCAUUUUGAUAUUGCACCUAUUGAGCAAGAAAUGCAAGAUGCUGAGGACCGUAGACACUUUAUUACUUUACAAGUAGCCAAAAACAGUUUCAAGCUCAAAGCCAAAAGAAGACAAUAGACUUAAAAA